Molecule: messenger RNA, 1043 nt
Organism: Suillus discolor
Lineage: Eukaryota; Fungi; Basidiomycota; Agaricomycetes; Boletales; Suillaceae
Exons: 2
Coding region: 200-934 (244 amino acids)
Cellular component (GO): cytoplasm
Source: RefSeq, a predicted model, not a curated record
AUGGUGGACCACUGGUUGCUAACUUUGCAACUGCGGCGGUACGUCACCCACGAUUCACGUCAUACAGUUGCCUCUAUACACAGAUAUAGUUUCGGUGUUCAAGAACACACCGAUGCGCAAACCAAGCUCAGAUGCUUACCAAUGAAGCCGCUCAGCCUUUAAAAAGAGUUUCAAGAUUGGCCGCAGCACUUCAAACCCCAUGUCUCAGUACUCCAUGAUGCAGACACUUGUUUUGUAUGACACCCUCUCCAACCUACCAGGAAAUAACUUUUCACCCAACCCCGCAAAGCCGAGGUUCGUUUUGAGCUACAAGGGUCUUCCAUUCGUGACUGUCUGGGUCGAAUACUCAGACAUCUCGAUCGCUAUGAGGGCUAUCGGUGCAAAGCCAAACAAACGCUCAGACGGCUCGGAUUUUUGCACCGUUCCCGUCCUCAACGACCCCAACACCGGCGCACUCAUCAGUGACUCCCUCGAAAUCGCCUCCUAUCUUGAAAAGACAUAUCCCGAGAAGGCCAUUUUCCCCAACAACUCAGAAUCCUUGAUACGCGAGUUCGACUCCGCCCAUACCAGACUCAUUUUACCUGCUGCAAAGUCUCUCUUGGCGCGUUCCACAGAAAUAUUGAGUCCCGCCAGUGCUAAGUUCUUCAUCAAAAUUCGUUCGAUAGACGUCCCGCUGCCUUGGGACGCGACUUACGAUGAAGACUGGGCCCUACUAGAGAAGGGGCACAAUACUGCGUAUGAAUGGUACCAGAAGACAGACGGUAAGUGGUUCAUGGGCGACACUUUUUCGUAUGCAGAUAUCAUCGUGGCUUGUUGUUUGCUGUGGUUUGAACGAGUUCUGAAGAAGGAUGAGUGGGUCAGGAUCAGUUCUUGGAAUGGAGGGAAAUGGGCUCAAGUUCUUGCAGAUGUUGAGAAGGAGUGCGGAUUAGCGUAGGAGACUGCGUAUACUAUAUAAUUUAUUUCAGAGGCAUAUGAAACAAUGACGAGUUGGUCAACCGGUCACCUUUUAGAGUCAGUGACGACCACAUUUGUGAAAGCGCAAA